AUGGUGAGCACGGCGCCCAUGCCGCCGCCGCCGCCGCAGCUCAGCCUGGCAGACCUCAGGGCCAUGUCGGUGCUUGGCCACGGCGCGAGGGGCGUGGUCUUCCACGUCGUGCCCGUUGUGGCGGCAGCUGCAGGCGGGGGCUGCUCCGCCGACCAACCCAUGGCCCUCAAGGCCAUGUCCCGCGCUGCCGCGCGCCAAAAGAGCGCCGCGGGCGAGCCAGCACCUGGCGGCGACGGCCUCCGGAGGAUCUGGUUCGAGCGCGACGUCCUGCUGGCGGUCCGCCACCCGCUCCUGCCGUCGCUCCGCGGCGUCGUGGCCACCGAAGCCGUCGUCGGCUUCGCCAUCGACCGCUGCGCCGGCGGCGACCUUAACUCCCUCCGCCGCCGCCAGGCCGGGCGGGCGUUCUCCGACGCCGCCAUCCGUUUCUACGCGGCAGAGCUGGUGCUGGUGCUCGAGCACCUCCACGGCCUUGGUGUCGUGUACCGUGACCUCAAGCCGGACAACGUCCUCAUCCAGGGCUCUGGCCACAUCAUGCUCGUCGACUUCGACCUCUCCACCAGCCUACCCCCUCCGUUGCCACCACCGCCGCCUGACACUAGUUCUCCAUCUCCCAGCAGCUCGCUUUCGCCUAAUUCCUCACGUCGCUGCAACUGCAAGCGCAAAAACAACAAGACACUGAUUUUCGGACACUUCUCCUCUCGACGGGCAGCCUCGCCGGAGUCGUCAUCGUCCUCCUCCACCACCUCCAGGGCGGCCUCUCCCGCCUCGUCGUCGUCUUGCUGCUCGUCGCCAGGCGCGCGGACGAAUCCGGCGAAGUCGAACUCGUUCGUGGGGACGGAGUACUACGUGGCGCCCGAGGUUGUGGCCGGGAGCGGCGGGCACGACUACGCGGUCGAUUGGUGGGGCCUCGGGGUGGUGCUCUACGAGAUGCUGUACGGGCGCACACCGUUCCGUGGCCGGAGCCGGCGGGAGACGUUCCAACGCGUGCUCACAGCCCAGCCGGAGCUACCGGGCGAGCCGACGCCAUUGCGCGACCUCAUUGCCCGGCUUUUGGAAAAGGACUCCAGCAAGCGGCUCGGUGCCAAUGGCGUGAAGCGGCACGCCUUCUUCCGUGGCGUGUGCUGGGACCGCGUCCUCGAUGUGGCACAGCCUCCGUUUAUCCCAAUGCCGGACGACGACAGUGCAGGCUCGGGGGCAGACGCGGAGACGCUUGACGUAGAGAAGGUUGUGCGUGAGACGUUUGCCUUGAGUGUCACUGGCACGUCUGAGGAAAAGCCUGACGGCGGCGACAACGAUUUCUCCAUAUUCUUUUAG
Triticum turgidum subsp. durum (durum wheat) is the source of this 1314-nucleotide messenger RNA. NCBI's taxonomy places the organism in Eukaryota, Viridiplantae, Streptophyta, Magnoliopsida, Poales, Poaceae. The record is from the annotation of a GenBank genome assembly.